CAAUAAUGAAAAUCAUCUAUUUUGAUAUUAAAUAUUGUUUUGGACACACUGUGUUUAAUCAUAAAAUGAUUCGACAUUCGACAUAUGAUUUCACAAAUUCACAAAUUUUAACUUUUUCCGAAGCAAUUCGAUAUUGGCUAUUAAAUUUAAUUGUCUUUCAAGAAGUUUAAUUAUUACUUUCAGAGCGAAUCACUUUUAAACCGUAAGUAGAUAAUUAUAUUAUAUUGUCAUAUAUCACAUGUACUUGUACGAAUUUUUUUAAGGAAAAUAUGUUGUCAUUCAACUUCUUACAAAAAUUGAAUGCUACUAGAGUGGCUGGCCAAUUCAUUCGCCGAAAUAUAUCAGCCUCAUCGGUAUUGAUGGCCAACGUUUCGGAUCCUAUUCAACAGCUAUUCUUAGAUAAAAUUCGGGAAUAUAAAGGAAAAUUUGACACUAAGUCAUUUGACCCUUCAAUUGAUAAAGGUUACAAGAACGAUUUAGAAAAAAUUGGCAAACAAUUUAACAUUGGCGCAAAUGAAGACCCUACCAAAUUCCCAGCAAUUAAAUUCCAAGAAACAAAAAUUGAUCCCCAAGUUUGAAGAAUUUACAUUUUCUGUGUUUUACUAAUAUAAGUAGUAAUGUAAUUACGCAAGUAUAGAAUUAAGAAAUAACAGAUUAAUAAACAUUGAUUUAUAAAGUUCAUUAUUGUUUAAUGAUUUGAAAUAGAAAUAUAUUUACAGUUUAUAUUUAUAUUUUAUUAUUAAGUCUUGUUAUAUAUUGAAGAUCAUGUUAAGUAUUUCAUUAUCCAAUAGGAUUAUAUGCUCCACGUAAGGUCAAAUAUCCAGUUAUAAUAUCACUAGGUAGGCUCCUUACAGUACUAAAUUCUUCGUGUCCAGCAUAAUACAAAGACGUCUGUGGAUCUUUAUAUUUGGCCUUAAUAAAGAGAGAGAAAAAGUUAUAAACAUGUUUUUAAAAUUAGUUUUAAAUGUUAUUCUUACAAUUAAUCCACUGAUAUCAGAAUAUUUUUUUGCUGGUUUGAAUGAAGGUGGGGCAGAAAUAGAGCUAUCUGUAAUCAUAAAUACCAAAUAAAAUAUGCUAAAUUAUUUAGUAAUUCAGAUUUAUUUACAAUAAAUAGAAUUUUCCUCCCAUGGUAAUAUUCUUUCUUGUGCUAUUAAUUGUUUUAAAGAUCGCCAGAUUCUUUUUUUGCCAUUGGAAGUUUUGGUGCUCUGUAAAUUAAAAACUAAUUAUUAUUUAAGUUUCUGUAUUUUAGAAUUACUUCUCAAAAUUAAAAAUAAUUUUUUUAGUCUCAUAAUCUAAGUCAUUGUAAUUUUAGCUAAAUAAAAAUAGGACAUCUUGUCCACUACUAAUCGCUGAUAUUUUAAAAUAUCAAAAAUAUAACAAGUUCAUAUUAAUAUUCAAUAAUGUAAUUUUAAAUCCAGAUUAUAUUUACGUCGAAGGUAGGGUCUUUAAACACAUGCUUCUUAUCUUCUCUGUGAGUAAUUUCUUCUAUAGAAUUAUUUGCCAUGAAUUUAAUUUAAGUUCAUAAAUUUUAGAAUUUGUGCGCGUAGUAUUCAACCUAUCUAAUAAAAAAUAAAAAAGUAUUAUAUUUAAAAAUCAUACAGGUAAAUUAAUUAAAUAAAAUUUAAUUUAACAUGUAUUUCUUGUUUUUAAAAAAGUAAAAUUACAAAAUAUUUCCCAUUAUUAAUAAUGAAAUGGAGAGAUUUAUGAUCCAGGAGUUAAAGUUAUAAAUUACCUAUAAUAGGACAAAUUAACUGUUAUAGAUUUACAUAAGUAAAUAUUUAAUAAAUAUAUAUUAUGGCCUUUACUUAUAAGUAGUAACUAAUACUUAAAAAAAAAAAUUCAAACUAAAUUAAACUAGUAAAAAGCUAAUUCUUUCUAUUUAUAUAUAUAUAUAUAUAUUUGUACCGCUACCAUUUGUUGAUUUCUAUACGCCUACCUUUUAAUAGUUUUUUUUUUUUUUAAUACACUUAUUUAUUGUUACUAUAAUUUAAACCAUAGCCCUAUAAAUAAAGAAAUUUUAAUAAAUAUCAAGUUAAUGGUUUGUAAUAGAUAUUAAAUAAACUAUAAAGUUAUAGACUUAGCAUAAAAUUAUAUAAAUAGAGUUAGAUAUUGUUUAGAUUUGUGUUACCAUUUAUAAAUUUAUUGGAGGGAAUUAUACUCUUAGUUCCCCAAAAUGCAUCACUGAUAAAUUUAUGUAGGUAAGUAUUACAAAUAUGUAAUAGUUUAAUCCAUGGUUUUUAUAUUCUUUUUUACUGCUCUCAAUAUUUAUCUUUGUUUUUAUUAAGAAAUGCACAAUUCUAUAUUAAAUUUUAUUUCCAGGUAAGAUUAUAACUUUUACAUAAAAUUAUAUAUUAUUUUUUUUGAGAGAUAAUUAAUUAUUUUAACAUGAAUCAGUAAUUUUUAUUAGUUGAAGGUAUUUUAAAAUCUUGAGUCAAUGAUUUCUAUUUUUAUUUGUAUAAGGUAGCUUUGUGUAUAUACAUAAUAUAUUUAUUUUAAAUCUAAAUAUAAAUAUAGUUGUAAAAUAUUAAAUAUACCGAUUUAUCAAAGAUAAUUCGCAGUUUUGAACCUUCUAUUUGGACUGUAUAUAAAAAUUAUAUAAUGAUAAAAUAUUUUAUAAUUUUGAUAUAACAAGGCCUAAGCAGUUAUUAAAUUUGUAUUAUUUUAUUGAUAAUAAAUUUAAUUGUUGAGGCCCAAUAUUAUUGGCUAAAUCUGUUUGUCAGCGAUUCUCAACCCGUGGUACACGAAAAGUUUGUAGGUGGUAUGCGAACAAAUUUUUUGACAAAUGAAAAAAAAAAUAAAUUAGUUAUAAUGUCCAUGUAAAUCAUAAAUAAUAAUAAAAAUAAUAACUGUACUUUUGUCUAUUAAAUGCUUAUAAUUAUGUAGAUUUAAUAAUAAAAAGUUCCAUACAUGUAAAAUGACUUACACAAUUUUUGUUUUAAUCAAUAAGUAAAAAAAAAAAAAUAAUUGUGGCAAGUGGUAUGUGAAAAAUUUUAAAAUGUGUAAAUGGUACCCGGAUAUGAAGGUUUAGAAUCGCUAGUUUAGGUGAUAUAUAAUGAAACAGUAUUAGGUAGGUAACAGAAUAAAAUAAUUUUUCUAUUAAGUACACUUUUUAUUUAAAUUUAAAAUUAUUAUAAGACAUAAAUAAUAAACCAUCAAUUCAAUAUUAAUUUUAAAUACAUCAACAUUUUUAGAAUAUUUAAUAUUUACGUUAGUAAUCUAAAAUUUAUGUAGAUACCCAUUUACAUUUUACCGUAUUGCAAAUUUCGGGAAAAAAUUAAAUUAAGUACCUUUGAGAUUAUUUAUAGAUAACAAGUUACUUAAACAAUAUUAUAACAAGUACAAUAAAGUAAUUAUUUUUUAUAAAACAUAAUGUUGGUUUUUUGUAUUAAUUAAAUUCUUGAUAAUAUAAAUAAGUUUUGUGCCUUUUAAACAAAGCUGGUCAAGUUACACAAGUUUAGUAACUUAGUCAAUUUAUGGGUUUUUAAUAAAAAAAAGUAACCAAAUUAAGUUACAUUUAAAAUAAGUUAUGUUUUAUUUUUAAUUAAUAGUAAUUUGCCAAAAAUGUAUAUGUUAUAGCGACUUUUUCAAUACUUUUUUUUACUGAAUUUUAACAUCAAUGUUUUUCAAAUUUUGAAUCUGCGAUGGAUUCUCUUCAGUUAACAAUAAACCCUCAGCAAGAAAUAAUCGUUAAAUAUGGGCGCUGGACGGGAUUAUUGUAUUAAAUUUGAAAAUUCUGAAUUACAAGAUAUUGGUGACAAAAAGAUGAAAAUUUAUAUUUUUUUUAAUUCAUUUAAAAACUAACUCAAUAAGUUAUCUUUACACACGCACAAAACAUUAUUCCUUAAGUUACAAGUUACAUAAAAAUUAAAAGUAACUUACAAGUUGGUAAUCGGUCGAAAAUUCCGGGGACAAAAGAUUUAUUCAGUCUGUUUAGAAAAAAAUUAGACAAAACGACCAAGCACAUUUUUAUUGUUAGACAAAUAAUUAUCUUCUUAUAAAUAUUACUUUUACACACAAUUCUGAUAAAUCCACAUUUAAUAAAUCAAUUAUUAUUUUUCAACUAUAUAUCACAUUAAAAAAAUAUAAAAAAUUGUUAUUUAAUCGAUAUUCAUAUACCUACGAUUUAUCAAAAACUUGUUUUUUACAUUUUAUUCUUACAAGUUAUAGAGUUAGCUACCUAUUGAUUUAUAUAACUUUAUAACUUUUUCGUAACUUUGUUACUAGUUACUGCUCAGCUUUGCAUAUAGACUAUAUAAAUGACAUCUAAUACAGGUAUCAUAGAAAAAGAAAUAUAGCUUAAAUUUACUAAAUAAUUACAUUAUGCUGACAAUUGUUUUGAAAAGUGUUUUUAGUACUUUUUAGUUAACAUAUUUCCAGUAUAUAUAGUUAUAUAUAUAUAUAUAUAUAUAUAAUUUUGUACAAGAUCAGUAAGACGAGUAAUUUAAUAGAAUUGUAAACUUUGAUCUAUAAUGAACCUGUCUAUGACAUCACGACUACAUUGUUUACUGUAUUUCAUAAAAAUGUACUAUUAUCUUAUUUUAGGUAAAAUAAAUAAUAAUCUAAUGAGUUGGCUUUAAAUUUAAUAUGAGAAUAACUUAAAUAGUGACAAUCAAUGUUUGUUGAUUUUAAUAUUUAUUAUGAAUAACUAAAUACAAAUUUUGAAACUGGAAACAAAAGUGAUUAAUUAAAACAAUUUAAAGUGAGUCGUUAGCGCAUUGAUAAUACUAUAUAUAAGUGGAGUAUACAUACUUACUAUAAAAUAUAUUAUUCCAAAACACAUUGUAAUAAUAUUUUAAUUAAUACGAAAUUUGAUUACAAUUAUUUUUUUUAUAACUAUAAAGUAGGUACUUAUUUUGUUU
This is a messenger RNA of Cinara cedri, 4859 nucleotides long. Lineage: Eukaryota; Metazoa; Arthropoda; Insecta; Hemiptera; Aphididae. The record is from the annotation of a GenBank genome assembly.